GCAGAAAGAAAACAGCCAUGACUGAUAUUGGAGAAAUCAUCAAAGCUCUUAAUGAUUUUGGCCGAUUCCAACAUUGGCUGGUACUGAUGAUCACUAUAAUUUCACCCUUCGUUGGUUUUCAUAUGUUCAGCCAAUUAUUCAUGGUCCUUCCAGUGUCUCAUCACUGCAACACUAAUUGGUUGGACACCGUCCGCUUGAACUUGACCGAAGAGGAGAAGCUGAAUUUGACCAUUCCCCGAAAACCUGACGGGACCUUAGAACAAUGUCUCAUGUAUACUCCUGUGGAAACCAACUUGGAGACCAUCCCGCAGUCUGGAUUGAAUUCAACAGAGAAGUGCCAAGAUGGAUGGAUUUAUCCUUCCAAUCCAAAACCUUCUCUGGUUACUCAGUUCUCCCUGGUGUGUGACAGAAAGGAUUUAAUUGAUAUCUCACAGUCCGUCUUCAUGUCGGGCCUCCUCGUUGGAGCAAUUGUGUUAGGACCGUUGAGCGAUUGGUGUGGCCGACGACCCAUUGCCUUGUUAUCUCUGUUCCUGGAAGGGGUGGCUGGAGUUGCUGUAGCCUUUGCCCCCAGUUUUUACCUCUAUUGUGCACUCCGAUUUCUGCUGGGAACAGCUCUUUCUGGAAUCUCUAUAAGCAGCAUAGCUCUCUGCACUGAAUGGGUCGGCAUUGCCUAUCGUCCACACACCCUGAUCGUUAGUCAUGUGACUUUUGCUUUGGGACAAAUGAUCCUGGCUGGGUUAGCUUACAGCCUUCAGGAUUGGCGGCACCUUCAGAUUGCUGGUUCUGCCCCAAUUUUUCUUUGCUUUUUCUACAUAUGGGUCCUUCCUGAGUCCGCUCGGUGGCUUGCAAUGAAAGGCAAAGUAGAGGAAGCUAAAAAACGUCUCCAAAAAGCAGCCUCCGUAAACAAGCGAACCAUCCCUCCGAAACUGUUAGAGCAGCUAAAACUUGAAAAGAAAGCCAAGUCUUCAACAACACUUUUGGAUCUCGUUAGGAAUCCCCAAUUAGCAAAAGUGACCCUGAUAAUUUCCCUAAUCUGGUUUGUCAAUAGUUUGGCCUACUAUGGAUUAAGCCUGAAUGUUGGCAGCUUCGGCCUGAAUAUCUACCUGACACAGGUCAUCUUUGGGGCGGUUGAAAUCCCAGCCCGAAUCCUUUGCGUCUUCCUCAUGCAAUGCUUGGGAAGGAAGAAGUGCCAGUCGCUGUCCCUCUUCCUGGGAGGGGUCUUUUCUCUUCUGAUCAGCGCCGUGCCCAAAGAUUUACCUGUGGUAAUCACCAUGCUGGCUGUCCUUGGAAAGUUUACCAUGGCAGGCUCAUUUUCAACGUCCUAUGUAUAUUCAGCAGAGCUGUUCCCGACUGUUAUCCGGCAGACCGGACUCGGAGUAUGUCAGAUGACAGCCCGAGUAGCUGGAAUCAUCUCCCCACUGAUUGGUCUCCUGGGCAAAUAUCACACCUCUCUGCCCGUGGUGAUCUUUGGAAGUACAGCUGUUCUUGGUGGCCUCUUUUCUCUCCUUCUCCCAGAGACGCUUGGCAAGGAACUCCCUGAUUGUAUGGAUGAUCUGACCCACAAACCAAGGAAGAGCAAGGAAGCCAGUGACAGCGUGGAAAAUGGAUGUACAAAACCAAAUAAAGACAAUUGUAUUAGUGAAAGGAUAACCAGCACACAUUUCUAAGUCCAUGGAUGGAUCGAGCCAGCAUGUCAAGGAUGCAGACUGGAGAAAAAUUGGUAGAUUUCUCUGUACUGUGAGCAGAGCAGGAAAAAUUGGUGUACUUGUUUAGAGAGUAAAUAUCUUUCACAUAUUAGGCUACAACAUAACACAGUUCAUGUGAUUUGGCUUAGUGGGAUCCAUGCCAUAAAGUGAUGGAUAAAGUCAGCCAUUCUUGGUUUAAUCAAGAAACCAUGGUUUAUUAUAAUAGGUGCACCGGGUCAUUGAGUACACCAGUUGCUUUCAAUGGGACUUAUUUUGCUAAUGAUGGUUAAUCUAUUCUUACUCUAAUUGCCAAUGCACUGCUUUUGUUUAAGGUAUUUUUUUAGUUAGAAUUGUUAGCUUUUUUUUUAAAGGAAAUCGGUUUAAACACUAGUUUAUCAUUCAUGAGUUAAAUCUGUAACAACAUGCGAAGCAGAGGAAAAAAUAAAGCAGGAGUAAAUCUAUUCAACUUUGUGCAAACACAGCCAACAAUUCUGUUGAAUUCAGAAACUCUUUUCUACUUUGGAGAUUUAACUUGGUGCCUUGGCACGGGGUGAUUUUACCUUUAAAAUCUACACCCAGUGAAACCAAAUAUGCAAUUAGUAAUUGCAGAGGUCUUUUUUUUUUUUAGGGAAAUUGCAGGUGAGGACCUCCCAUUCUGAAAUGGGACCAAGAGUUUUCAUUUUGCUGAUUCUUCUCAGAUGUUCUCAAUCCAAAUUAUCACCUUUCCACAUCAGCAUUUUGCUUUCUUUCUCCCAAUCUUUGGCUUUACUUUCUUUCUUUCUUUCUUUCUUUCUUUCUUUCUUUCUUUCUUUCUUUCUUUCUUUCUUUCUUUCUUUCUUUCUUUCUAAAGGAAAAGAUUGUUCCUAUUCUUGAGUUGUUGUUCUUCAGGUCGGCCACACCCAAAUCUCUGGAAUUUCUUUGAUUCUCCUUUGUCUGCAUGUCACCAAUAACAAAAAAACACCAAAACACUUAUUACCACAUAAAGCUUCCUUUUGGGGGGAAAAAUUCAUUUCUUUAAAAAAAAAAAAAAAAGGAUGGUGAAUGCCAGCAAAGAUGAAGCUAAGAAAUGCAGAUUUUUAAGGAAGAGGGAGAUCUUAGGGCAGACAUAACAAAACAAUAUAGAAAAAUUGGUUUGGUUGUCUAUCCUUCCAUGCUAAGGGGGCAACCCACAUAAAACACCCCAUGAGAAGCUGAACAUGAUGAGCAGCUGUCAUUUAAAACAGCAGAUGGACGAGAAUGAGUUGGGGGUGGGUGAUCUUGAAUGGGACAAUUUUGGUGGAAUAUGGGACCAAGAGAGAGCAAACUUUAGAUAGUUUGAUUGAGAAGGUCAAGAUGGACCCUCCCUAGAAGUUCUCAGAGUAUAUCUUCAAUGAUGCAAGCAAUUGUUUUAGUGGGACAAGAGUGCUUCUAUGGGUGAAGAACAAUAAAGGAAAUUGCUCAGAAGUAACUCUGUAUGUCUUUCUUGGUUUUUUGGGUGUGUGUGUGUGACAAUAAUAAAAAUAGAAGUAUAUGGCUGUGUGGAUGGUCAUCUGUGAAUUAAUAGCCAGUAGGACGUCUAUAAUGUAAGAUGAAUCCUGAAGAACAUUGUUGGCAACAUAAGGACAACUCAUAAUCUGAGGAGCCAUAGAGAGGUGGUGGUCUGUGUGGUCUGGAUAGACCUUAUUUUUUAUCCAGUUGUCCCCAUGUACAUAUUAUUGUCACAGCUUUUGACUGUGACUGUGCAUCCACCACGAUGAGGCUCCCAAGAACCUGUCAACCAGCUACUGGAUCAGGAGAUGAAUUAGAUUCGGUUGAGAUCAAUAUUUGGGCUGGGGUCCUUUAGAGUCAUUGUCCAUCCUUCCAUAAAUGGUAUUGAAUGUCCCACAAUUACAUUUUGAAUUGAUCCCAAUGAGGAGGACUGUUAUUAUGAUGAAAAGUUCUUUUAAAUUACAUCCCAGCCUGCUUAGAAGAACAUCAAAAGCUUUUGAGAAGUCCAACAGAAUCAUUCAGAUCUAGUUUGGUUUAGUGGUGAAAGCUCCCAGCCAACUUUUAUGUCUAAGGUGGAACUGGAAUUCACAGUCUCCUGGUUUUUAGGCCAGCACCUUAACCACUGCACCAAACUCCCUCUCAUUUCAUGUCACUUCUUCAGCAGAUCAUGUGCAGAUAUAACAAGGUGAAACCCUAAAGGUGAGGUCUUGCAAAGAAUCUCUCAGCAUCCUUGGGUUGUACAAAUGGAGCAAUAUUCAGUGUAUCUGGCAAGAAGGACUCCAAGUUACAUCAGCUGGACAAAGAACUAAUUAUAAUAUUCAUGUUGGCAUGUGAUGUGAUACAAGCAAUUUCAUUUACAAAACAUCAUACAUACUGAUCGCAAUAAAUGAUUUGAAUGGCCUCUAUUUUUCUUCACAUGGACCGUUGUGUAAAAAAGCUCAGCUAGAUGUCUCUGUUGUUGCUAUCUGAAACAUUGUUUUGGUAUUCAAAUGGGAUCAGAAUUGUAUCCCAAAUAAUUGCCCGGCUAAUUAUGGUGAACAGUUGACAAAGUGAGAGGGUUUUUGGUGACACUGUAGUCUUUUGGUUGUCUAACCUGGCCUAGGAAGCAGAAGAAUGAAGUCACGCUCCUAAGAUGCCUUCAAAAGCACAGCUAUCUUGACCAAAAUGGCCUGUUUUUCUCACGUGCAUGAGAUAGUAGUUGCAGAUCUAAGAUUUCCCAGCUCCAGAUAUACAGGCUGUCCUAAA
Crotalus tigris (Tiger rattlesnake) is the source of this 4397-nucleotide messenger RNA. Its product is annotated as solute carrier family 22 member 13-like. The record is from RefSeq and is a predicted model, not a curated record. The transcript is spliced from 10 exons. NCBI's taxonomy places the organism in Eukaryota, Metazoa, Chordata, Lepidosauria, Squamata, Viperidae. Gene Ontology annotation, molecular function: transmembrane transporter activity. Gene Ontology annotation, cellular component: membrane. Bases 18 to 1667 code for a protein of 549 amino acids. Gene Ontology annotation, biological process: transmembrane transport.